Molecule: messenger RNA, 423 nt
Organism: Juglans microcarpa x Juglans regia
Lineage: Eukaryota; Viridiplantae; Streptophyta; Magnoliopsida; Fagales; Juglandaceae
Exons: 1
Coding region: 1-423 (140 amino acids)
Source: RefSeq, a predicted model, not a curated record
AUGGUAUUGGAUACAUUGGCAGCAAAUACUCUUUUUGCAAAAAAGAAUAAGUGCAGGUUUGCUUGUGAGGAGAUUGAAUACUUGGGCCACUUAGUCUCUGCAAAGGGUGUCAAAGCAGAUCUAGCCAAGAUCAAGGCAAUGCUCGAGUGGCCUCUACCAAAAUCCCUUAAGUCAUUAAGAGGAUUUCUUGGUCUAACUGGUUACUACAGAAAAUUUGUCAAAGGGUAUGGCUCCAUUGCUGCCCCAUUGACAAAUUUGUUGAAUAAGGAUGCUUUUAAUUGGGGGAGUGAAGCUACUGUAGCAUUUACAGAUCUAAAAGAGGCUGUGACAAACCCACCUGUCUUGGCUUCACCAGAUUUCUCUAAGCUAUUUUUGUUGGAAUGUGAUGCUUCCGAUCGAGGGAUUGGUGCUGUCUUGAGUUAG